AUGGACUGUGGACUUUCUAAUGAGAUGUGUAACACAUAUGCGUUCCACACACAGCACCUAUUUGCUCAAAAGACACUGGCAGACGAGACGCCAUGCAAACCCCCAGUGGAACGCAAGGUGCGUUCCACAGAAGAAGGAAGCACGGCAAGCAGUGGAACACAUAUUGCAUUCCACAAGGAAAAGAGGAUGGACAAGGCUCAGCAUGUGUUCCAGGAGACAGAACGUGCACCUUAUAGGACGUGGAAGGACGCAUAA
Pelobates cultripes (western spadefoot toad) is the source of this 255-nucleotide messenger RNA. Lineage: Eukaryota; Metazoa; Chordata; Amphibia; Anura; Pelobatidae. The record is from the annotation of a GenBank genome assembly.